Messenger RNA from Cyprinus carpio (common carp), 3727 nucleotides. Its product is annotated as monocarboxylate transporter 13-like. Lineage: Eukaryota; Metazoa; Chordata; Actinopteri; Cypriniformes; Cyprinidae. Gene Ontology annotation, biological process: transmembrane transport; monocarboxylic acid transport. The record is from RefSeq and is a predicted model, not a curated record. Gene Ontology annotation, molecular function: monocarboxylic acid transmembrane transporter activity.
AGGCGGAGCUUUGCUGAAACUAAACCGCACGUGCGAAUUAUUGCCGCUUAUGUCAAGAGCAGGUGAAGUACAAAGUCUCCAUCGACGAUGUGCUUAACAGUACGUGUUGAUUAUCAAUGCAUUUAAAAAAGAGGCUGUUUAUCUGAUUCAACCUAAUGAUGAGUUGACAGGAAAGGGGUGAAGGAGUUAUGGGCAGUGCAAUGAUGGAAAAGCCCCAAAAGACGCAGGAAGAGCAGCAGUCGUCCACACAGAUGGCGGCACCUGAUGGGUGUUGGUGGUUGGUGGUGGUGGUGUCUUUUUUUGUGUUUUGUGCUGUUGUUUUGGGUCUUAUGCUGUGUGUGUGUGUUUUUUUUGUGGAGUUUGUGCAGUACUUUGGUGAGAGUGCCCAGGCGGUGUCCUGGAUAACAUCUAUUGGCUUGGCCAUGCAACAGCUAAUGAGUCCAAUAGGCACAGCCGCAUCUAAUGUGUAUGGAACUCGUCCAGUAGUUAUGAUGGGAGGAUUCCUUUCAGGCCUGGGAUUCAUUCUGGCUUCCCAGGCAACGUCUCUUUUACAUCUUUACCUGACCAUGGGAUUCAUUUCAGGUUUAGGCUGGGCGCUGGUCUUCACCCCUACAGUUGCAUCAGUAAUGCAGUACUUUACCAUGCGGAGAUCUCUAGCCAUAGGCCUGGGCUUCACAGGCGUUGGUCUUGCCUCUUUCGCCUUCUCCCCACUUUUUCAGUAUCUAGUAGAGGUCUAUGCUUGGCGUGGAGCUUUGCUUGUCCUCGGAGGCCUCAGCUUCAACAUGAUUGCUUGUGGAGCUCUCAUCCGGCCUCUAGGGAAACCAAAGGUUGUGUUGAAGACUGAAAACCUGACCAAGCUCAACAAAUGUUCUUCUUUAUUGUCCCGUAUCUUCGAGUGCUUUGAGCUCUCCCUGCUUUCACACAGAGGCUUCCUCACUUAUGCCGUGGCCAUCACCUUCUUCAAUGCUGGCUACUUCAUCCCUUACAUUCAUCUGGUCGCCCACAGCCGUCACAUUGGUUUCACUGAGUACCAGGCAGCCUUUGUAAUCUCUGUAACCGGUGUGGCAGAUAUCGUGGGUCGCGUAGCCUCCGGCUGGUUCUCGGACUUGGGUAAAAUACGGAUGCCGCACAUGCUGGUGGUGUGGACUGGGUUACUGGGGCUCUCACUGAUGCUCAUUCCUGUUGCUGUGGUUUACUCAGGACUUAUUGUUAUUAGUGUGGUCUAUGGGUUUUGUGCAGGAGCGAUGACACCGCUGGCCUUCGCGGUGUUACCAGAGAUCGUAGGCAUAGGUCGAGUGCUGGGAGCCCUUGGCCUGCUGCAGCUCAUAGAGAGUGUUGGAGGGCUGCUGGGAGCGCCACUGUCUGGCUGGCUGAAGGACUGUACUGGGUCAUACACAGUAUCUUUUAUUGCUGCUGGAAGUUUCCUUGUGUUAGGUAUGUUAGUUACUAUGUCUCUUCCCUAUUUCUGGUCUUGUACGGCCCCUCCACUCCCAUCACCUUCAAAGAGGAAGUCUCAGGAUGGCUCCAUUGAAGAUGGACUACUGAAACAAACUCUAUCCUUAAAUUCUGUACCUGAGAACCUGUGCCCUUUGGAUGAUACACCCUACUCGGAUAAGGAGUUGAAAAGUGAUGUUGCAUGUCCAGUGCAAGAAUGAGAUGAAAUACCUCAGGAAAUGGUGCAUCAUACUAAUUUAGGGGAAAUAAUAUGAUUGUGUGAUGCUAGAAAAUAAUUAGUUGUAGGCAUAGUAGUAGUUUUUAGAAGGAUAUUUUGCAUUGUCAUGCGGGAUAUAGGCAACUAUUGGCAUUGGAAUCACAAAUCAUGUUGCACUUUUGGUUUUAAACCACAUUUUGCAGAAAUUUUUUUAGUGGGUAAUUUCAUAAGAAUAAGUUCAAUUGGAUCAAUCAGAUGGACAUUCUCAGGUUUUGAGAGAGUUUGAAAAGCAACAGUCUACAGCUCAAAUUUUAAAAAAUAUAAAGUUCAAAACAAAUGUGGAUUAUUUGAUCAUUCCUUAUAAAUGCAAGUACACACAUUUUUGAACAUGCACCAUGAAAUUAGUGCCCUUCAAAAGUUAUAAUAGGUCAAUGGCAGCAUAAAUGUUUAUCAUGACGUAAAUGCAAUAUAGUAAUCAAGUUAUCAUUUAUCUAGCCCAGCUAUUCUUUUUGAUUACAUAAUAAUGAAAAUAAGGUUAAAUUAUUAUUACACUUAAUUAUUUUUAAUUAAUAUUUACGUUUUCAAACAUAUUGUCAAUUCAAAAUCACCACCAAAUAAGGAUUUUUGCUGAUAUUGUCCAAAUACCCCACUUUGACUUGAGUGUUUCUGAAUUUAUGGAGGGCACUGUAUAUCAAAUACAAUUUUUUUAAAUUAAUUAUUUUUAUUGAAUUAUUAACAUUUUUAUUGUAAAUUAUUGUGACAUACUUGACCUGUGGCAUUCUCUAACAGGAAGUUAAUUAUGAUGCACAAAUACAGCUUCAGGGUUUGGUGGAGAGACUGAUGCUUGUGGUUUUUGUUAAUCAGGUACAGAGGAGAAUUUUGUAUUCAUGGCUAGUAAAACAUGAGGGCUGCUAGCAAGAAGUCCCUAGAUUCCACACAAGCUUUUAACUGCUUAGUCAGCAGACUCCGCACAUGCCUGACGUGCUGUCACAUCAAGUAAAAUCCAAGGUAAAGACAGUACAUUUUCUUUUGCCAGUAAGUUUGGUGAUGGAGGCUACUUCAGUAUAGUAUACAAAAGCAGGAAAGCAAGCUAAAUGCUAACGUAGCCGUGCUAAUCCUGUUCUGCUCCUCAUGUAGAGCAUUAUUCCUUCACUUUUUUUACACACAACUUACUGUACCUUACCUUGAUUACAGCUGGACUGUUCUUGAGUUGCAUAUGGAGGAAUAUGAUGAUCACAAGAUAUUCUUUGUGAUACUAGCAUUGUCAGAGACAUGACAUUUUGAUGUUGUCCUUUCAGGGUUGAAUUGGACCAUGUGAUUUGUGUAUUUCAUUGAUGCUUGAAGUAUUGUAUGAUGGGAAUCUUGCACAUCGUGAAGGGUUUUCACUGUGAUUUUUCAAGUUCCAUGUUUCAGAGUGAAAAUUGAUUUACAUUUUCCACAGAGGUCGCUGAAAAACAAAAUUCACUUAUAAAUCAUUGACCAAAGUGUCACACACUAAAGUCUUUGUUACACCUUUUUGUUUUUGCUUAAAAUUUUUAUUUUUAUUAAUGCAAGAGAUCUACUGUUCAUAAACUAGUAUAGAUGCAUUUAAACCUUCUUUGAAUACUAGUCAAUAAUGCUGUUGUAAAGAUGCACUUCUCAUAAAACCAAACACGUGAGCCUUAAUCUCCAUAGAGUGCGAGUCAAUGAGCUCAGCUACAGACUUUGCUUUCUCAUGUGAGAGGGCCUUAUUGUGUUGAGAUUGACAGCACUGCCUUUACCCACAGUUGUCUUCAAAUGCACUGUAUUAAUGCAUUUAAACAUGCGCUUUAGUGUAUUGACCUCAGUAUGCUUGCAUAGUGUGAGAAGUGAGACUUGAAUGAAUUUGGAUCAGUUUAGUAGUAUUCUAAACUAUACUGCAGUGCAAGUCUGUUAACUUUGGAGUGCCAAAGCAGGAAAUGACUCUUAAGUUAUGUUGUAAUUUUCCAAGAAGCGCACAGCAUGACAAGAUGGGUUUUAAUUGAACAGUACAGUACAAAUCUGUGUUUUGGUAAACAGAUUUGUGUUUUAAUGUGGUUAAAUAAAAGGCUAUUUCUG